Messenger RNA from Oldenlandia corymbosa var. corymbosa, 882 nucleotides. NCBI's taxonomy places the organism in Eukaryota, Viridiplantae, Streptophyta, Magnoliopsida, Gentianales, Rubiaceae. The record is from the annotation of a GenBank genome assembly.
AUGAUGUUUUUGAUGGUGAAACCCAAGGGAAAGAAAGUCAAAGCCCGAACUACGGAAGCGAGUGUUCAACACGAGGAGCCAGAGCACUCAGAUGGGCAAUCUCAUACUAGAGAGCAGUCCAAAACUAGGGAGCAAUCCCAGUCUAUGGGGCAAUCUUAUUUUGAGGGACACUCACACUCUGGUGGAAAGUCUCGAACAAAUGAGCAAUUUAUCCCAGAUGAUGCAGGUUCAAUUCCGCAAAUAGCGGUGGCUAUGGAAACUAUGGCUAAAACUAUGCAACAGUCAGCUGCUAACACGCCUAGGGGACCCUUGCCCCCUCAUGAAGAGAGUGAAGACAGAGCCUUAGAUAGGUUCUUAAAGUUUCGACCACCACGUUAUAGUGGAGAUGAAGGCAUUGAAAAGACCGAGAUGUGGUUGGAGGCUCUUGAUGAUAUCUUUGAGGUUCUGGACUAUUCAGAAGGGAGGAAGUUAAUUGGUCCAAAAGCAUGGUUACAACCCAAGAGUGAUAUUGGCAAGGACUCUGUUGAGAAAAGGAAGGUCAUUGAAGUAAGGAAGCAGCCCACUGGAGGAUCAAGAACGUUUUGCAACUACUGUAAGAAGCCCAACCAUACGGAGGCUGAAUGUUGGUCCAAGCUCAAGAAAUGCUUAAGGUGUGGGAGUGGAGAUCAUCAUAUUCAGAAUUGUCCAAAGCUGAAAGAGAGUACUGGAAUUUUGCAAAAGGAGUCCAACGAAGGUGGGGAAAAACCAAAGGUUGCUGCAAGAGUAUUUGCGCUAGGACACCAGGAGUUGGAUUAUGACACAAAGGUGGUGGAAGGUACACCUGAUGAUGACGAAAAUCAAGCCAAGAAUUUUCCCAUUAUGACAGGAUUUCAUCAGCAAUGA